ACGCGGCGCUCCCGGCUGGCAGCGCCCGGGGCCGGGCGGAGCAGAGCGGGGCGGGCAGAGCCGGGCCGAGCGGCGUACGGGGGUGGCGGCCCCUGCAGGACACCCGGAGCCUCGGCAGCCGCCGCCGCGCAGCCGGCGGUGUCAGUGCCACGGUGUCCGCCGGGGAGCGAGAGGCAGCGCCGGCGCCCGCCCGCCCGAUCCCCGCGGCCAGGCCCCCGCAUGCAGCCCUCACCCUGGAGCGGCGGCGGCGGCGGAUCGAGGAGCUCUCGAGGUCCUCCCGGCAGCGGCUGCUGCAGUCGCGGGACAGGAUGUUCUCCAAGUUCACCUCCAUCCUGCAGCACGCCGUGGAGGCGCUCGCGCCUUCCCUUCCUUUACAAGAAGAUUUUGUUUACCACUGGAAAGCAAUCACCCAUUACUACAUAGAGACCUCAGAUGACAAAGCUCCUGUGACUGAUACAAACAUUCCCUCUCACCUGGAACAGAUGUUGGAUAUUCUAGUUCAGGAAGAGAAUGAGAGGGAAUCGGGUGAAACAGGACCAUGCAUGGAAUAUUUGCUACAUCACAAGAUUUUGGAGACACUGUACACACUAGGAAAAGCUGAUUGUCCUCCAGGAAUGAAACAGCAAGUUCUGGCUUUUUAUACAAAACUUCUUGGAAGAAUUCGGCAACCUCUUCUUCCUCACAUAAAUGUGCAUAGGCCAGUGCAGAAAUUAAUCAGGCUGUGUGGUGAGGUUCUGGCAACACCAACAGAAAAUGAAGAAAUUCAGUUUCUCUGUAUAGUAUGUGCAAAGCUGAAACAGGAUCCAUACCUUGUCAACUUCUUCCUUGAGAGUAAGUUAAAAGCCAUGGCUCUCCAAGGAUCAGCGAGUGUGAUCACAGAAGACAUGAUCAAAGAGCAGGAGUCGGUGAGCACAGACACGGGGCAGCCCGAGGAGACGCCCAGGGCUGCCGGGGCCGAGCUCAUGGAGAAGGAGGAUGAGCUCCCACAGCAGCCAGAGGAGCUCUCCUUCAGCCUGGAUGAACUCAAUGUCACAUCAUCACCUGAGUCCUCCACUGCUGGUCCAAAUCAAGACUAUAAUUUAGUGAAUUCUCUACUAAACCUCACUAAAAGUCCUGACGGCCGGAUAGCAGUGAAGGCCUGUGAAGGUCUCAUGCUUUUGGUGAGUUUGCCAGAACCAGCAGCUGCCAAGUGCCUGACUCAAAGCACUUGUUUAUGUGAAUUGUUGACAGACAGGCUGGCCACCCUCUACAAAGCCUUGCCUCAGUCACUGGAUCCCUUAGACAUUGAAACAGUGGAGGCAAUUAACUGGGGUUUGGAUUCCUACAGCCACAAAGAAGAUGCAUCUGCUUUUCCAGGGAAAAGAGCAUUGAUUUCAUUUCUUUCUUGGUUUGACUACUGUGAUCAACUCAUCAAAGAAGCACAAAAGACGACUGCUGUUGCUAUGGCAAAAGCUGUGCGGGAACGAUUCUUCAUUGAUGUUAUGGAACCUCAGCUGAUGCAAACUUCAGAGAUUGGAAUCCUCACAUCAACUGCGCUGUUGCACCGCAUUGUUCGUCAGGUGACUUCAGACGUGCUGCUGCAGGAACUGGUGUAUUUCAUCCUUGGAGAGCACAGAGAGCCAGAAACCCUGGCAGACAUCAACAGGCAUCCAUUGAGGCACAGGCUGAUCGAGCACUGUGAUCACAUUUCUGAUGAGAUCAGCAUAAUGACUUUACGAAUGUUUGAGCACCUUUUGCAAAAACCCAAUGAGCACAUCCUUUAUAAUUUGGUUCUGAGAAAUUUGGAAGAAAGAAACUACAUGGAAUACAAGCCUCCCUGUCAAGAAGAUAAAGAUGUGGUAGAGAAUGGACAGAUUGCUGGAGCAGUAGAUCUGGAGGAAGAUCCAUUAUUUACUGAUCUGUCUCCAGAUAACACAUUGUCAGCUCAGGAGUGGCUCAGUGCUUCUCCACCUGUCAGUCCAGAACAUCCGAAAAAUGAUGGGAAGACUGAAGUUCAUAAAAUUGUAAAUAGUUUUCUCUGUCUUGUACCUGAUGAAGCAAAGUCAUCAUACCAUGUGGAGGGUACAGGUUAUGAUACUUACCUCAGAGAUGCCCACAGACAAUUCCGGGAUUAUUGUGUCGUUUGCUUACGGUGGGAGUGGCCUGGAUCUCCCAGGUCUUUGGAAAAGUGCAAUUUGGAAGCGUCAUUUUUUGAAGGACACUUCUUGAAAGUUCUGUUUGAAAGAAUGGGCAGGAUUCUUGAUCAGCCCUAUGAUGUAAAUUUACAAGUUACUUCAGUGUUGUCCAAACUGUCCCUGUUUCCCCAUCCUCACAUACACGAAUACCUUUUGGAUCCUUACGUCAACCUCGCCUCUGGCUGCAAGUCUCUCUUCUCUGUGAUUGUCAGGGUCGUCGGGGACCUCAUGGUUAGAAUCCAGCGCAUCCCAGAUUUCACUCCCAAACUUCUGCUGGUCAGAAAACGCCUGCUGGGCUUGGAGCCAGAAGGGCCCAUCAUUGACCACAUGACGUUACUAGAGGGCGUGAUUGUGCUGGAGGAGUUCUGCAAGGAGCUGGCCGCGAUCGCCUUUGUCAAGUACCACACCUCAGCCACGCCCUGAGCAGCCCGGGCCAGCCCCCCCGGGGCCACCGACGGCACCCAGAGACAAGGGGGUGCCUCCGGCAAAGUGGCACAAAAGGGGAUGUUGGCAGGACAAGCUGCUUUCACCAGAAGUUGAGAUUGCAAAUGGACUUGGAGUAUGAGCAUUUGGGGAGAAACCAACAGGCAGCAUUUCUGUGUGAAGAGCUGCAAAAGCUGCAUGAAGAACCACAGCCAUCAGACCUUGGUCAUUCUGAUGACAGUGUUUAGAGAGUUUGGGCUCUUGUAUGUCCUGGGGCUCAUGUGCACCAAUUUGCUCUUUGUGACCAUAUUACUUUUAAAAAAGCAAAUUAAUUUUAUAACAUUUUUAUGUGUUAAUUCUUCUUCUUUUCAGUUGGAUGUAUGAAAGAAAAACACACCUAUAGUAGCAACGUAUGUUAUUAAAAAUGAAGAAGUUGAAAAAAAUCCACCAAUCCAUAUACAACAGGAGAUGUUAAUGAGGGAUCAUUUUGCUCUUGGUAGUUCUUAAGUACAACUCUGAGCUUGAUUCCUCAUUGGUUUACUCCAAGAAAUCUAUCAGUCUAAGAUCAAUACUAAAGAAAUUAAUCCUGAUUUGGCAUCACAUCCAUAACAAAUAUAUCUGAAGUGUACAUGUUUGUAGCAUGCUUGCCUCUGUCAUUCCAAGUGAUUGGUCUCCAGGUCAUCCAUGUAACUAGAUUUGCUUUAGCUUUUUACAUAGGAACUCUAGUUGUUUGCCUCAUGUCACCUUUACAUUAUAGGUUAAUUAUAGGUCAUAAGUAGUUGUUGCUGAAACAGUAUUUUUAAUUUCUUUUAAAUUGAUAUUAGUCUGAAUUGGUUUAAGAAUCUUUUGUGCCUUGAAAAUCGGCAGCAUAAGCAUUCUGUUCUUUAGAGAGACAUUUUUAUUGCUUAUCUAACCAUCACAGUGAUGCCAACUCACUUAAAGCAUUGAUAACUUACUUAGGACCAAAAUUUGCACCUGCUUUUCACAGUGCUGGGAUGCAGGAAUGCCUCUCAGUGACCCCUUUUGCCUGAGAAUGCCAUCAGGCAGGGCAGGCACUGGCAUUGCAAGCAGAGGCCACUUCAGGGAGCUUUGCUCAGAGGGUCCUCACUGCAGUCACUCCCAGUGACCUGUCCUGCUCCCCACACUCGUGGGUAGAACCCCUUUCCCCUCCUUUGAGCAAGGCCAGGUAGAGCUCAGCUCCUUCUGUUUACAUUGUCUUUCCUCCUUUCCUGCCCCCUGUUUGCACAGCUAAUGCCCAUUUCAGAUGUCAUUGCUCAUAUGCAAACAUGGUCUAAUUUAUUCAGUCACUACAAUUCCUCUGGAUUUACAUGACUGUACCUAGAAUCAGAUUCUGCUCUUUAUCUAUGCCUUUGAGGUCUUGUUUUUUAAUAUUUAUGGAAGCUGGAUGUUAAGAGACCUUCUAAGUUAGCAGGUUAAUUAGAGCAGUGUCACAGUUAAUGGGCUAAAUUUAUUCUUGUCACCAGUGAAGAGCAUCCUGCUGUAAAAGCUUCCAGUACAGGUUCAGCUGGAGAAAGCAGUUCUAGAACUAGGGAAACAUUUUUGUAGGUAAAAUCUGUAUUCAGUGGCUCCCUGUACUGGGACACUUUUGCAAACACUGUUGCAUUUCUCUGGUAAACAAAAGCAAGUUUUACUUCUUCACCUACUGGGUUUUUCCUGCAUUUACCUCCAAGUGUUUUCAGGUCCAAGUAGCAUAGUAGGACAAAAUUUGAAAAAAUUACACUUCAUUUUUCUUCUUGAGAAACAUACCUUGAAUAUAGCAAAUAAUUUCUAGUGAUCUGCAUUGCAGACAGUCCACAUUAGGAGUUUACUUAAUACCUGACACAUAGUUUAGAACAUGUUGAUGUCUAUGCAGAGUGAUGUUUAAUGCAUACAUUUGUUAUUUAUAAGGUCCCAAUUCAGCCAAACAGUUAAAUAUAAGCUUAAUUUCAAGUAUUUUUUCCUUAAAUCACAAUCUUUUUACAUGUACAAAGUUAAGCAGUUGAGCAGAAAUGCUGAUGCUGUACUGAAUUUGGGUCUUUGUUGGUUUUGCUUGAGCUUAAUUACUUUUUCCUCAAAUCAUCUAUUUUUUUUUAAGCAUAUGAUCCAGAAUACUUCUAAUGUCCCAAUUUCAGUGGAAACUGGAAGUGAUAAUACUGCUAUAAAUGAAAGUGAGUGAAAUGUUAAACAAAACUUGAACGAGCAUUCCGAGUAAUAUAAGAAUUGAUAAAGCCAUUCAAGAGUUGCCUGAUCUCAAAUGAAAGCAUUAACAUCAUUUCCUUUGUUUGGCUCUUUUCAGUGGUAGCUGAACUCACCACCCUGUGUUCUAAUGCACAGCACUGCAGAGCUGCAAACACAGCUCCUUAAGCUUGUCCAUGAGAAAAAUAAGUAGAUUGAACUAUGACCACCCUUAAAUUCAGGCUAUGGAUCCAUCCUCACACAACUGAAGCAAUCCUUAAAGUUGCUGUAACCUAAACUGCUUUUGUGAGUGCUGCCUACAAACCCUUAUUACCAUACCUGAUGACAAUGACCUUUACUUUUGUAAAAGUGCUUUAAUCUUUCUUAAGAGAUGGAACUCAUUUAAUUAUUUUUGUGGAGAUAUUUUUCAUGCACUUUUUUUUUUAAUGAUUAGAAGUUAGUUCAGGUCCAUGUUUUCACCUUUUUGAUCUAUGCAUAUCAUUGAGGAGCCCAUUUUGUUUCUGUGUGCAUGUGUUUGUAUGUGGUUAUUUAUUACCCAGAGAGGGCCACCAGAGAAAAUACUUGGCCUGAAGAGUUCAUGGCUUGUGCAGAUCCUCCAGAUGUCAGUGGGAAAGAAAAGUGCUCAUCACCUUAGAGAAUGGGGCCACUGGUAUUAGAUAGAAAUACUUGAGAUGGGAUAGAAUAAUUUUUUAUUUCAAAAAGCAGAUCCAAACCACAUUCUAAUCUUUGAUGCACACGUGUGUAAAUAGAAGCAUUGUUUUAUUUUUUUUUUCAUUUAUAGUAUGUAUUUGAUUUAGACUGAUUUAGAAAUUUUUGUAAUAAGCCAUGUGCUAGCUCUGGUAGAACAAGUUUGUCCUUAGGUUCUCCUCUGACUGUAAUAUUCCUGGUAUUCAGAUUCUGUCUGUGUAAUGUUCUUACUCUAUAUUUGUCUGUGCAAUAUAAAAGCUGUGACUUGAUGCACAGCUUGAGUCUGGUUGUACAUCACCUAUGUAUAUAUAUAUAUACAUAUAUAUAUAAAAGGACCAGAAUCCCAAGCUUGCUUACACUAUGAUUAGUGUAAAGAUUGCCACACUUCAUUUUACAGGGCACAAGUAAUCAUGGAAUGGCUUUGUAAGUGCAUGGUAAUUUCUACCAUAACCUGCUGUGCAAUCUCACAGGUGACAUUUUAUUAGUGCUCUUUGUCUUGCUAGAAGAAAUACUAACCUGAAGGACUUGGUGAGAUUAAAGGGUCCUGGAGUAGACCUGGGGCUACAUGGAAAAUCCAUAUCUGAUAUUGCAUAUCAUACAGGGUUUUCAAACCAUGUCCUCAAUGCUUUCUGUGCCCUGUAAAAUAGUGUAAUUAUAUAAAAUAUAUACUCCUUGUUUUGCCUCCUGCCUUGUUUACAUUAAACAGAGGAUAUUCAGUAAAAAUUUUCUAAUAAACUUUGUGUAGGUCACUUACUAACAGUGUUGCCAAGGUUUCACAGAUGUGGGAAUUUCCAAUGAGGAAUUGUUGAAACAGCCACAUUACCAGACAUACAAUAUUAAGUUUUAUGAAGGAGGUUGUGAUAAAACUCAACUUUUUGUGCUAAAAAAUGCAUGGAGGAUUAAAAGGGAUAUUCUCAAAAUAAAUUAAUUUCAGUGAA
Messenger RNA from Zonotrichia leucophrys gambelii, 6418 nucleotides. It is a transcript of the gene FHIP2A, whose product is annotated as FHF complex subunit HOOK interacting protein 2A. Lineage: Eukaryota; Metazoa; Chordata; Aves; Passeriformes; Passerellidae. The transcript is spliced from 17 exons. The record is from RefSeq and is a predicted model, not a curated record. Bases 309 to 2597 code for a protein of 762 amino acids.